Molecule: messenger RNA, 2237 nt
Organism: Poecilia reticulata (guppy)
Lineage: Eukaryota; Metazoa; Chordata; Actinopteri; Cyprinodontiformes; Poeciliidae
Gene: irf9
Product: interferon regulatory factor 9
Biological process (GO): regulation of transcription by RNA polymerase II; immune system process
Cellular component (GO): nucleus
Molecular function (GO): protein binding; RNA polymerase II cis-regulatory region sequence-specific DNA binding; DNA-binding transcription factor activity, RNA polymerase II-specific
Source: RefSeq, a predicted model, not a curated record
CGCCCCCUGGCGGUGGAGGCGCGGCGUGUUUCUGCAAAGUCACGUGAUUUCGAGGAAACGGGCAGCUGGGCUGAGAGGAGCGAAGCUCUGCUGCUCCGUCACUCAGUCUGCAAGGCGCCGCUGAGGAAACAUAACCAAGUCGUUUUAAAGGGGAAUCAUGGCAGCAGGAAGGAUGAGAUCCACCCGCAGACUUCGCUCAUGGAUAGUGGAUCAGGUGAGCAGCGGGAAGUAUCCAGGUGUGAUGUGGGACGACGAGGCCAAAACGAUGUUCAGGAUCCCAUGGAAACACGCAGGGAAACACGACUUCCGUGAGGACGAGGACGCAGCUCUCUUCAAGGCCUGGGCCGAGUUCAAAGGGAAGCUGGCGAACGGAGAGAAGAAUCCUGCGGCGUGGAAGACGCGUCUUCGCUGCGCUCUCAACAAGAGCCCCGAGUUCAAGGAGGUGAUGGAGCGCGCCCAGCUGGACAUCUCAGAGCCGUACAAGGUGUACCGCCUGGUCCCCAUCAGCGAGCAGGGUGUGCUGCUACCUGAGCCGAAGGUCAAAGAGAAGAGCAGCAAGAAGCUGAAGAGGAAGAGCAGCAGCUCGGACUGCCAGGUCAAAAAGAUCAAAACUGAAGAGGUCACCUCUCAGCUGCAUGAAGAGCACCAGCAGCAGGACAGUCAGCCGGUCCAGUCAGACGGACCCGCCCAGUGCACCACGCUGGAUGAGAUCAGGCUGGACGUUCGGAUCGAGGAGAGUGUCCCGGCCAACACGGGAGACCAAGACUCCUUCAGCGUGACGGUUCAUUAUCUUGGCCAGGAGGUGCUCAAACGUCAGAUCAGUGGCCCCGAUGUCCGCAUCCUGUACCUGCCCUCCUCGUCCGUCCCCCCGACUCCUGCCGCCCUGUGCCGCUUCCCUCGCAUCCUGCUGCCGGAGCCGCCGUCCACAUUGCCGGCGGGCGAGGAGCUGCAGGCGCUGUUCACCCUGCUGCCCUUCAUGGCGAAGGGCAUCGCGCUGACGUCCACGGCGCAGGGGGUGUACGGCAGGCGGUUCUGCCAGGGCCGGAUCUUCUGGACGGGGCCACAUACGACCACGCCGGGCCUCCACCGGAUGGAGAGGAACAUGGAGUCGGUGCUGCUGUUCAGCAAAGACAUCUUCAAGCAACAACUGGACUUUUUCCGAGCCAACGGCGGCGAGCCUCCUCAGUGUAGCUUCACUCUAUGUUUUGGAGAAGAGUUCAGCAACACCGAAGAUCCGUCUCGAAAGCUGAUCAUCGCGCAGGUUUCCCUCCCGUGGGCGGAGCAGCAGGUGGAGAAUGCACUCUCCGUCUUCAACACCCUGUCGGUCUUCCGGACCUUGGCCAGCCAGUCUCCGCUGGGAGAAAUCACGCUGAACCUCGUCACGGUGCCGUCGCCGUCCUCCGAGCUGGACGCCUGUCAGACCAACUGAGAGUCUCCAAGAAACUCUGAAACAUUCCCAGCUUUCAAAAUAAGAGCCUCUACUUUCUCUGCACGCAAAAAAUAAGACUUUGAAGCACUUAAAAGAAAACUCCGUUGAACUCUGGAGCUGAAUCGGUGACGUUUGAGGUUAAAAAAAAUGGAUUUUCUUCAUUUUCUGCGGAGAUCGGUGCGUUGGAAACACUACAGGAAAAACCAACAGCGUGGAGAUCGAUCGUGUGUUUUAGAGAAAUUUGAAAAUAGCUUCUCUAUAAAUCAGUUUUUAUUGUUCUGUUGGGGCUUAGAGCCCAGACACUCUUUUAAAGGGACCAUAAAGUUAAAAACAGGCAUGUUUGUCGUACUGUUAUCCAAUCAUAGCAUAGAUUAAUAGUCUUAGCUGCUUGUUAUCAUCCAGACUGAUUAUGAAACAGUCUUAAAGCUGAGUUUUAGUUUAAAACACUCGUUUUAUUAAAUAAUAAAGGACUUUCCACUGUGAACUUCAUUAUUACAGCAGAGAUCACAACCAACAGUUUUUCCUUUUUACAAUUCCUAAAUCUUCCUUCAUUCACUGGAUUAAAUUAUGUAUCGCGAAAGAGUAAAGCGCAAUAACAACCAUGGAAGUAAAACUACUGUUUUAGCCUCACAAACACAGAUUUCUAUUUCAUUUUAAGGAAGUUCUAACUUUAGUAGAUUAUUAUUUAAAGGCUGGUUUAAGAAGCUCUACUCAGAUUUUAUUUUGAUAGUUUCUGGCUGUUAUGAUGCCAUGUUCAGGGCAUCUGUUCAAGAAAAAAUAGUUUUAAAAGUUUGUAUUUUAAUAAUUU